UGGAUACUAUGCACAAACUGAAGAUUUUGGUGAUGUUUCUGUCUCUGGCUACUUUCACAGUCAUGGUGAUACUGAAUGCUGGAAAUGCCACUGGGAUAUUCAAAGGUCUAUUUAGGACAACCCCUGGAAACAUCUCAGCGAAGUACAACACAGACUUCACACCAGCUGGCUGGACUUUCCUCAUCUGGAACGUCAUCUAUGUCUGGCAGCUUGCCUUGCUUCUCUAUGCGUUGUCAGGGAUCUGUCGAAGGAAUGAACUUGGAUGUGUGUACAUAAAGCCAGACUUGCUGCCAAUAUCUUUUUAUGUGGCGUGGAUUCUGAAUAAUGGCCUCAAUGUUGGAUGGCUGUUUCUGUGGGACCGAGAAUACCUCCUCCCAGCCCUGGUGUUCCUGGCAGCCCUCACUUUUACCACCUAUGCCUCCCUCUUCAUUUCACACCAAGCCUUGAGCAUCCAUUCCUCGUGGUUUGUGAAGGGUCACAAAGCUGAGCUCUGGCUCAUCCGCAUCCUGGUCCAGAACGGGCUGGUGUUGUAUGCAACGUGGACCACCAUCGCCACCCUGCUGAAAGUUGUGUUGAUCUACAAGUGGAACGUGUCCAAUGAGACAGCCACCACUGCUUCCCUAAGCAUCCUUGCUCUUGACCUAGUAAUAUGGUUUUAUUUAGAAAACUUCUUUAUUGACAAAUAUGUCCGCUACAACCUUACUGUCUACCUAGUGGUCAUAAUAGCUCUGACUGGCAGCAUGUACAAGAACUUCUCGUUUUCAUCCCCAAGGACAAAUGGCAUUUUUAUAG
Leptosomus discolor (cuckoo roller) is the source of this 792-nucleotide messenger RNA. RefSeq lists its product as uncharacterized. NCBI's taxonomy places the organism in Eukaryota, Metazoa, Chordata, Aves, Leptosomiformes, Leptosomidae. The record is from RefSeq and is a predicted model, not a curated record.